AUGGAAGAAUUUAAUAGCAAUUCAUAUGUUUUUGAUAUUGAUUCUUUCCAAAAAGAUUAUAUUAUUCUAAGGUAUGAUGAUUGUGAGAUAUUUACAGCAAAAUUCAAAGAAAAUUCUCAAAAAUUUGUUAUUCAAACGCGAAAGAAAGCAAUAAAUACUGAUGAUUACAUGAAGAAUCGAUCUUACAUGAUGAACAAACUAUCAAAAGCAUCAAUUCCUUACUUAUUACCGAUUUUUGGUUUCAUAAAUUCGGAAAAUCAUGCAACAAUAUAUGAAUACUCUAACUAUAAGAGCUUGUAUUUAACACUUCACUGCGAUCCAUCCCCUAUUAUUCUGUCAAGCACUCAAAAAAUGAAAAUAAUUAUUUGUAUUUUACAAAGUCUGAUAAAAUUACACGAAAAUGGAAUUGUUCAUCAAAAUAUUAGAACAGAAAGUAUACUUUUAGACACAAAUUUACUACCAAAACUCAUUGAUUGCUGUGAAAAUUUUUAUCCAGAAGCAAAUGAUACGCAAGUAGAUGAUUUUAUUGGUAGCCCUACAUGGAUAGCCCCAGAAGUAUUCAAAACACACAAAUAUACAGAAAAAUCAGAUAUUUAUUCAUUUGGAAUUUUCUUAUUUGAAAUUCUUGCUGAUCAGAAACCAUAUUCAGGCUACUCAUAUAAAUAUAUACAAGAAUUAGCACUCAAAAGCUCUCUAAAACUACCAAAAUCCGAUUUUAUUUCGCAAGAUUUUAUGAGAAUCAUUGAAAAGUGUUGUAACAUCAAUCCUGAGACACGUCCAUCAGCUACUGAUAUAUAUAAUGACAUAAUCAACAACAAAAUCUUUAUUGACGGCAUAAACGAAGAAGAAUUUUUAUUAUUUACCAAAAAUUUACAAGAAAACGCAAACCAAAGGCCAACAUUAAGAAAUAUCAGGUCAACAGAAGAAAGCAAACCAAAAAUUAAUGUUUUCCUUGAAAAUGAAAUUAAUUUUGACACAAAAACCGAUUUUUCAAGUUUUUCAAUGGAAAUUGAUGAUCCUUACAACAAAAGAUCUGUUCAAUCCAUUCAAAUUUUGUUUUCUUCAACAAAUGAAAAUAAUUUUGAAAAUAAUUUUUCAAAAAUCAGAGAAUUAUUGAAGAAAAAGAUUCCAAGAGAAACAAUGACUUUGAUUUUAUCCGAAAUCUCAUCAUUUUUGACCAGAUUUCCUCAUUUUUGUGAAAAAUUUUGUGAAAUUUGUUUUGAUUUCAUUCCUUUCUUUGAUAUUUCGUUUGCAUCAUUAACAUUAUCUAUUUUACUGUCUGUUGUCAAGCAAGUUCCUCAAUGUUUCACUCAAAAUAUUGCUUUAAUCAUCAUGAAUCAUUUUUUUAAAUUUCCAAAAGAAAUUUUGUCAAUUUUUUCAUUUUAUUCUUAUUCUUUUUGUUUUGUUGAUGAUCCUUACCCUGUUCUCGAUGUUUUUAUUAAUAAUGCGAAGCAUAUUAUAUCUUUUGUUGAUGUAACAGAGAAAUACAUUCGUAUUUUGUUCGAUUUGCAUUCGAAAUUUCCUGAAUUUCGAAGAAAAAGAGGAAAAUAUUUAUUCCAAAUUUAUUUUUCACUUUUAUUUGUUUGUGAUGUCAGAACUGUUCGUCAUUCAUUAAGUUGUUUAUCUAUAUUGUCUGAUAAUGUGUUUUUACAAGAUGUUGUUGUUAGAUUGUUGGAAAAUCCUUUGACAAGAAAGAAUUCUUUAAAUUUUCUUAUUGUUUUUUGCGAAAAUCUUGAAUUUAAUCAAAUUUUAUUUGAUUCUUUGAUAGAAAAUAUCAAAUAUGAAACAUCUGUAUUGAUACUAUGCAAGCUAUUAGAAAAAGGUAAUUAUAAAUUCGUUGUUUCUGAUACGAAAUGGUUAUUGAAUAACAAACAAACAACAGAAAACAUUUAUAAAGUGUUUUUACUUUUGAUUUCGAAGCAAAAUGAAAGAGAAAUCAUUAUAAAGUCUCCGGAUUUCGUACCGUUUUUAAAUAGACUUUGUACAACGAAUAAUGAUGAAAUACUUUAUCAGAUAUCUGUUCUUCUUCAGAGAUUUUUGAAUGAAGAAAUCAUUGAACAACUUAGAAUUAAUCAUUUUGUUGAUAGAUUUGUUUCUUUGACUGCGAAAUGUAAUGAAGAACGAAUCGUUCUAUCUUGUCUUCAGUUUAUUUGUUGUUUGGAAGAACAUUCUAUUGGUAAUGAGUUUCAUUCUAUUUGUUCUAAUUUCAAAGUUUGGUUUUCGAAUGAAAAAUCAAUUGUAAGAAAACAAACAAUGAAAAUUGCUCUGAUUUUUGCAAAUGAUCAAAAAUACAGAGAACAAAUGAAUAACUACAAGAUUUUGGAUCUUAUGAAAGAUGUUCACACUGAUGAUGAAUCUGAAAAAGAAUGUGUCAACCAAUUUCUUUCUUUGUUUGAAUAA
This is a messenger RNA of Trichomonas vaginalis G3, 2400 nucleotides long. Its product is annotated as MAP kinase kinase kinase kinase protein. The record is from RefSeq and is a predicted model, not a curated record. Gene Ontology annotation, molecular function: protein kinase activity; ATP binding. The coding region runs from base 1 to 2400 and encodes 799 amino acids. Gene Ontology annotation, biological process: protein phosphorylation. NCBI's taxonomy places the organism in Eukaryota, Parabasalia, Trichomonadida, Trichomonadidae. Gene Ontology annotation, cellular component: plasma membrane. The transcript has a single exon.